Molecule: messenger RNA, 1147 nt
Organism: Silurus meridionalis
Lineage: Eukaryota; Metazoa; Chordata; Actinopteri; Siluriformes; Siluridae
Exons: 5
Coding region: 210-968 (252 amino acids)
Biological process (GO): generation of catalytic spliceosome for second transesterification step
Source: RefSeq, a predicted model, not a curated record
AGAAGAAGAAGAAGAAGAAGAAGAGGAGAAAAAAAGACAACAACAACAACAACAACCACUAUUAAAAUUCCUAUAAGCUUGAUCUGUAUCUUAAGUUUCUCCUGAUGAUGAAAAGGUCACACCACAUGGGACACGCUUGCUGACGUCAUUGUAGAUGGGUUAUUGCGGGUGUCACGUGAUUGCACAGUUUUCACCCCAGAACUACUGGAAUGGCUAGGAACGAAGAGAAACAGCUUGGGAAAUUAAACCGAUUAUGGCUUCAAAAAGAAAGAGAGGAAGGUCGCAUUAAAGAUGUGCACUGCUCAAGACCAAAAAUUGCGACGUUGAAUUCUGUUGCAGCCGUGAAAAAAUGGAUACCGAGCAUCAAGAGUGAAAUUGAAUAUUACCUGCAGCAGUCCCAGUUGUCACACUACCCAGAAAGGAAGAUAGCAGAGUUCCAGCAGCAAAUUGAGCAACUGGAAAAAGAGUACAAGGCGUAUCUUAAGAAAUUGCGCUUUUUAGACCCCAGCUGUAAACACCAGCCAUGGACUCCCAGAGCGUACACCAAGAAGAGGCCAGACUCUAAAGGCCAUGAGUGCAUUGCCAAGAGACUCUGUGUCCCCGAUCAACAAUCACCUGCAACAGUUACCACAAAAAAGCAGGAUAUAAGUAUUUCACCUAUUGGACCUACACAGUGCUUUGAUCUUCCAGACCAGGAUCUUCCACUGUCCUUUGACUACUCCAAGCUAGCAGUAGUAGUAACUGGAUCUCGGGUGGCUUCCACAGGACAGCAGAAUAAAACUAACACCCUGGCACAUGUCCUGCGCAACAGCCUUCCCAACCUUCACACCUCAGUUUUAGCACAAGUUCCAGGAGUGCCAGAGGCGGAGGAGAUAAAACCCUCUUCCUGCACUAAACAAAAUGAUGUAAAGACAGAACAUGUGUUGGGACUGAGUUGCUACUCAUCAUCCUCAGAUGAAGAAACUUAAAGUUUGAAAUAUUUCUGCGAGCUCACUGGUUUUUAUAGAGAUGUUUAAAAAUGUGUUUUUGUGCUUUCCAAAAAUCUCAAAUAUUGCUAUAAUAAAUUACUUAGCAAUUAUUACACUUGUUUAAAAGUUUCACAAUUGGAUAUUACCAAUAUUAAAAUUUUCAGAAAAAAUGUCAAAAA